UGUGCCCUGCACAGGAAAACAAUCAAAAUGGCAGCGCCCUGUCGUGUUCUUUUCAGCCGUUGUCAAAGAUCACGGAAAAUAGCUAAUCAGCAUGCGGCACAAAGACUUAAGUCCAUCGUUUGCCCUUCAUCGGCAAGAUUGUUCUCAUCGGAAUCAACGAAAAAUAAGCAACAUCAGUAUGAUCUGGUCAUUGUGGGUGGAGGCAUCGUUGGCAUGGCAACAGCCCAAGAGCUGAUUAUAAGACAUCCAGAUCUCAAACUUGCUGUGGUUGAGAAAGAGAAUGAGCUGGCCGCUCAUCAAAGUGGACAUAAUAGUGGUGUGGUCCACGCUGGCAUUUAUUAUGCCCCGGGAUCUCUCAAGGCAAAGCUUUGUGUCAAAGGUUUGGACAUGGCCUACAAGUACUGUGAUGAGCAUGAGAUUCCUUACAAAAAAUGUGGGAAACUCAUUGUUGCUGUUGAUCCAGAUGAAGUGUCAAGGUUAGAAGGUCUUCUUGAACGAGGUCAGAAAAACGGUGUCAAGGAUUUGAGAAUGGUUGGACCUGAUGAGAUCAAGGACAUUGAGCCAAACUGUGUGGGUCUCAAAGCCAUCCACUCCCCUCAUACAGGAAUCAUUGACUGGGGACUAGUCACCAAAUACUACGGCAAAGAGUUUGAAAAACGUGGGGGCACUAUCUACACAAAUUUUGAAGUGACCAAGUUCGACAUAGCAGCAGAAAGUUCAGAAGAGGGAGGUUCUUCAGGCCUCAAUCACCCUGUUGUCAUUGAAGGGAAAAGCCAGGAGAACCCAUCUUUGAGCUGUCGCCAUGUUGUCACCUGCGGUGGUCUUCAUUCGGACAAACUCGCAGAAAAGUCUGGCUGUGACCCUGUGCCUCGCAUUGUCCCUUUUAGAGGAGAGUACCUGCUCUUGUCCCCAGAAAAGGAAGAUUUGGUCAGAGGAAACAUUUACCCGGUGCCCGAUCCGAGGUUUCCUUUCCUCGGAGUUCACUUUACGCCUCGCAUGGACGGUAGUGUGUGGCUAGGACCUAAUGCUGUGCUGGCUUUCAAGAGAGAAGGCUACGGAUACACACAGAUCAGCUUGCCUGACUUGGCAGAUGCUCUCAGUUUCAGGGGUCUCCGGAAACUGGCAUACAAACACCUGUCGUACGGACUAAUGGAAAUGUAUAAAGGCAUCUACAUAAGAGCUCAAGUAAAACAGCUUCAGAGAUUUGUGCCAAGUCUUCGACCAGAGGAUGUUUCUAGGGGACCAGCUGGAGUGAGGGCUCAGGCUCUGGAUCGAGAAGGAACACUGGUGGACGAUUUUGUGUUUGAUGCAGGCACUGGGGACUUGGGCCAACGCAUUCUCCAUGUACGCAACGCUCCGUCUCCUGCAGCAACUUCCUCUUUGGCCAUAGCAGAAAUGGUGGCAGACAGAGUGGAACAACAGUUUAGCUUGUAAACAAGAGAGUGCCUUACAAAAUGGAGACUUUGCUCUUUCAUGGAAACUUAUUCUCUUGUCUCUGUACUAUGCAAAGAAAACAUGAAGCAUACAAAUUAAUGGUGCAUAUUCGCUCACUAGAAAUCCAGCUCUUUUACUUUAAAGCGGGUUUUGCAGAAUAUAUUUUUCAUACUGUUAUUUCACUUUGUAUCAUGUAAACAGUACGAUUCUGAAAGGUGAGUUCAUAGAUGUGGUGAUUUUGAACAAACCGGUGGUAGACACAUAUAUGCCUCUUAUCUAAUCGAUGUGAUAGUCUUUUAAACUAUACUGCAAA
Molecule: messenger RNA, 1747 nt
Organism: Aplysia californica (California sea hare)
Lineage: Eukaryota; Metazoa; Mollusca; Gastropoda; Aplysiida; Aplysiidae
Product: L-2-hydroxyglutarate dehydrogenase, mitochondrial
Exons: 9
Coding region: 28-1434 (468 amino acids)
Molecular function (GO): (S)-2-hydroxy-acid oxidase activity; (S)-2-hydroxyglutarate dehydrogenase activity
Source: RefSeq, a predicted model, not a curated record